This is a messenger RNA of Blepharisma stoltei, 3912 nucleotides long. The record is from the annotation of a GenBank genome assembly. NCBI's taxonomy places the organism in Eukaryota, Ciliophora, Heterotrichea, Heterotrichida, Blepharismidae.
AUGCUUUUAACGACGAUAUUUUGUAUCACAAUCCUACUCAUCCCAAGCACACAAGCAAACACAGAUAGCUUUCUAGGUCUUCUUGAGUCAGAAAAUCUCUAUCACCAAGUUUCAAGUUGCCCAAUCGGCAACUGUAAAUAUACCCAAUCUGAAAUAGAUUCAAGAGGGCAAAGCUGGCCAACAUACUGCUAUUCCUGUACAGAUGGCGAAGAAGAAGUAACCUUCAGAAAAAUGUAUUCCCCUAUGUCAUGAACUUAUUAUACAAGUCAAGCUGAAGGAAAUCCUAAUUACCAAUUUCGAGUAAUCGAACAAAUUGAAAGAUGCAUAGGCAAUAACGUAGAAAUAGAUAAGCAAGGAAAAAGUUGGAAGCUUUGGUGCUAUGAAAAUGGAAGCAAUGUGAAGUUUGAGAUAACAGGAGACGAAAAUAAUUGAACAUAUCUGGAAGAUUAUGAUUCAGGGUAUUCACGAUAUGAGUAUAGGAGAAUUAUAGGUGAAAAUAUGGUAUUUUUAGAAGAGAAAAAUGAAGAUGAGGGAAAUUUAUUUUUAAUGAUUUCUGCUGAUGACGAUGAAGAUCUGAAUACUUAUUUUCUGGAAAAUUCAAGAGAAAAUGUUGAUAGUGAUGAAAUAGUUGGAACUGAUGGAAAUAUAACUAUAGCUCAUGCACCAUUAUUGAUCGCUAUCAUUAAAAUUUAACCGCUGUAAUUGAUUUGAUGUCUUCUGCAUUUUAGACUAGAAUUAUCAUAAAUUAAAUAAAUAUUCAGAGUUAUUAAUUUCAAGUUUUUUUAUUCUUAUUUAUAAUAUUUAUAAUUAAAUUGUUCUUCUCUUCCUCUAUAUGAAAAGCAGCGAUUUUGUGGCAAAAUAGCUUAAGCCCAAACUUCAAAAAUGAUUGGCAAGUGCAAAAUAUGUUGACAAUAAGCAAGCCAAUUUUUAAAUGGCAUUACUAUAAAAUUAUAUUUUAAAUUAGGAUUCUAUUAGUUUGGCAUUGGUGCAUGAAGUUCUUAAAGCCUUAUGUUAAUAUCUAUAUAGUGAAAUUAAAAUGACUAUUUAUCGAACUUCCAAAAUUUUAUUUUCAAUUAUGUGUUUUUAACAGUCAGCUGAAUUUUUAAAAAGUAUUAUCAAAUUAUUUGAACUUGUAUUUGCAAAGUUAGAAGCUAUGGGAAUUACUCUAAAUGAAGUUCUUAAAAUCCUCAUAUAUUUACUAUAAAAUGGCUAUUUAUCAAUUUUCCAAAAUUUUGUUUUCAAUUUGUGUUUUGGUGAAUGGUUAACUUUAAGAAAGUAUUGUCAAGUUAAAUCUGAUGAUUUGAACUUUUAUUUUCAAAGCAAUGACUAUGGAGAAUUGCUGCGCACAAAGUUCUUAUACCAAUUGCCCGAGGAUGGCGCUAUCUUGCGCAUCCUCAGGCAAUUCCUAUAAAGACUUAUAUGAAUUGGCUCAAACAAAAAAAAUAUAUUUUAAUAAUUUAAAAAUUAAUUGUAUAAUAAUGCCAUUUUAAAAAUUGGCUUGCUUAUUUGUCAACACAUUUUACACUUGUCAGCCAUCUUUGACAUGCCACUUUUGGUACCCAAAGUUGGGCUUAAGCCAUUUUGCCAUAAAAUUUCUGCUUUCCAUAUAGAGGAAGAGAAGAUGAUUUAAUUAUAAAUAAUAUAAAAUUAAAAUAAAAUAAGAAAUUUUAUUAACUCUGAAUGUAUAUCUAAAUGAUAAUGGCUAUAUCUAAGAUAUAGAAGACAUCAAAUCAAUUAUAACAGUUAAAUCUUCAAUUAUGGCUAUCAUUAACGAUGCAUGAGCUAUAUAAGUUCUGAUAUAAAUGAUAUUUUAAGCCCAGAUUAUAUUGAAAAUCUAGGUGGCAUUGAAGAAGAAAUUUAUGAAAUGGAUAUGGAAACUAGCCUUCAAAAUGAAGGAAGUGCUAGCAUUUCUGGAAUAUCCGAAGAAGAAGAAGAAGAAAGUGAAAUCUUUGAGGAAAGUUUGAAUAAUAUUAAUGCCACUGCUGGCGAAGAAGAAAGCAUUCCUUUUGAUGAAAAUGAUUUCAAAAAUCAGGACUUUGCAAGCAAAGAAAAUAUUAUAGAAAAUUUUAGCACAAGCUCAUUUGAUCUUGAUGGCAGUUCAGAUGACUUAGAUGAAAGCUCAACUAGCUUUGAUAAGAAUACAGUAGAAACUGAUUUUGAUGAAAGCCUAGUAGACACUCUUAAAAGCUCAACUGAUCAUAAUGAGGCUUCAAUUGACAUUGAUAAAAUUCCAAUUGAGGUCGAUGAAAACCCAGUAAAUAUUGAUGAGGGUCCAAUAACCACUGAUGGAAACUCAACAAUUGAAGCUGGUGAAAACUCAGUAAAAGAUAAUGAAAACUCAGUUUAUCCUUAUGAAAGCUCAGUCAGCAUAGAUGAAAGCUCAGCAAGUAUUGAUGAGAGCUCAGUUAAUAUUGAUAAAAGCUCAGGAAGUAUUGAUAAAAGCUCAGGAAAUAUUGAUGGAAGCUCAGCUGAUAUUAAUGAAAGCUCAAGAAAUAACGAAAACUUACUCCCCCCCUCCGUGAGUGAACAAAAAAUUUUUUUUAAUAGAAAAAUUUUUUAUGGAAAAAAAAUUUGAUAUAUAAGUGAUAAUUAGUAUAAUGAAAUCUCGAGCUAAUUCUGUUUAAUUUUAAACAAAUUGCAUUUUAAAACAUAAAUUUUACAAAUUAAAUUAAUAUUUGCUUCCCAAUUUUUAUAGAAGUGAGAUUUUUUUUAAAUUUCGAAAAAAAACUCUAUAAAAAAUUUAUAUAAGGAUCCCCCCUCAUUUGUCCAAUUUUCUAGUCUUUUAUCAUUAUUCCAUUUUUCUAGUUUUUUUUAUAGGAAAAAAAAAUGUUUUUAGGACCUCAUUUGUGUCCAAUUUUCUAGUCAAAAUUUUGAUAGAAAAAAAAAAAUUUCAGGACCUCAAUUGUCUCAUUUUCUAGUUUUUUUUAAAAUAAAAAACUAAAAUUUAAGACAUUCGAAAAAAUCCAAAAAAGACUAGAAAAUGGGACAAAUCAUUUUUGACUAGAUUUUGGGACAAAUGAGGUCCUGAAAAUUUUUUUUUCUUAUAAAAAAAAGACUAGAAAAUUGGACAAAUAAGGGGGUGGGAUCCUUAUAAAUUUUUUUAAAAAAAAAAUUAACACUCCUCCGUGAGUGAACAAAAUUUUUUUGUUCACUCACGGAGGGGGGGAGGAGUUAGCUAACUUUGAAAAGAGCUCAGUUUUUUCUGGUGAAAAUGUUAAUACUAUUAAUAAUGCCACAACUGGCAAUCAUGAAGAAGAAUUAAUUAACGCUGGAAUAGAAAAUAACGAACAAGAAGAGAUAGAAGAUAAAAGCACUUCUAUUGAUCAAGAGUCAGAAACUUCACCAAUAGCUCCUCAAAAAAAUACUGAUGAUGACGAUGAUAUUGUCUGCUUUGACAACCAAGAACCUCUAGAAGCCUCCAUAUCAAUCCCUAAUGAUGAAGAGUUUGUUUAUACACCUGUCAAGCAAGUUCGUCCUUUUGACAUAAUUCCUCCAGUUUCCCAAAAAGAUACAGACAAUCCUUGCUUCAACCUAGAAAGAGAUAGAUCAGGCAGAUACUUUAUCAAGCAUUACACAGAAAAUAAUACUUCAAUAGAGUAUGAAAAAGACCAAAACGAUAACUAUAUUUGGGACUCUUUAAGUUUAUCACGAGUGCCAAAAGAUAAAUCUCAAGAAAUCGAAGAAAUUGACGUUUCAAAUAUUGAUUUACUGUGCAUUUGUCCACUUUAUGAUAACAAUGGUAAACUAAUAGAACUUGAGCAAGAUCGUAUUCAAAAUGGAAUUUUCUGGGAAGUUAAUUAUGAAGGUGAAAAUAAAAUAAAAUAUUUACCUUCAAUAUCUGAAGAAGAAAAAUCUCAAGGUAUGUAUAUGAUUGAUAACAAUACAGGAUUCAGGCUGAGGAUGUUUCAAUAA